GAGAGCUCCUGUAGCCACGUGAUCACUCUCCAAAGAAACGAGCCUCCUAAUGGAGUCUGACAGAGGAGGAGGAAGAAGAAAGACAGGGAGACGUGGUGGCGACAGACUUCAUUUGGAAGAGGACAGAGAUGUCAGGUUGUCUAAAUCUAUGUCGUAUGCUCUUCGCCAUGGAGCCAACCACAUGGGUCUACACUUAAGUGUGGAUGGUUACCUGUUUGUGGAGGACCUCCUGGCUCACCCGCAGUUUCGCUCGUACAAACUGGAGGAUGUUGAGAGAGUGGUGGCCACAAAUGACAAGCAGCGUUUUAAGAGCCGUCCUCACCCAGAAGACUGCCGCUUGCAGAUUCGAGCCAAUCAGGGACAUACAUUGCAGGUAACGGAUUUGGAGCUCAAGCCGGUUCUGGCUGGGUCUCCUGACUGUCCUGCUGAGGCUGUUCACGGAUCCUACAUGUACAACUGGAGCUCCAUUCAGCAGCACGGCCUGAGUCGCAUGAGGAGGACACACAUCCAUCUGGCCCCAGGCUUGCCACAGGAAAAUGGUGUAAUAAGUGGUAUGAGGAGAGACUGUGAUCUAGCUAUAUUUAUUGAUGUACGCAAAGCUCUUGCUGAUGGUAUUGAGUUCUUCUGGUCAGACAACCGUGUUUUGCUGACAACAGGGAACUUCGAGGGAAAACUGCUCCCGGCGUACUUCAGCCGAGCCAUUCGACUCAAGCCGACAAAUGUGUCGUCCUUUUUUAGGGAGCAUCCUGCCACUGUGAUGCCAGCAAAAGAUUGAGCAACAAUUGGUCAAAAGAUUGAUCAACAAGUCUAUCCAACCAUCCAUUUUUUAUGCCGUACAUUCUCAUUCAGGUCAUGAGUGAGCUGGAGCCUAUUCUAGAUCACUUUAGACAAAAGGCAGGCUACACUGGGACAUUCACACAUAUGGACAAAGUGAGUCUUCAGUGACCUAACAUGCAUGUUUCUGGAAUGUGGGAGGAAGUUGGAGGGGCCCAUGCAAGCAGGGGGAGAACAUGCACACUCCACACAGGAUGGCCAGAGCCAAGAUUUGAACCCCAAACCUCAGAAGAGUGAGGCAGACGUGCUAACUGCAAACAACAAAAGUUGGGAAGUCUUAUUAUUGAAAGGGAUUGACUAUUUAUAACCAUUGUCACAUUUUAAUUACAAGUGCUUUUGAGUUGUUUGUGGUGUUUGGCACUCAUUUACUUCCAAAUCUAACUCUCCAAAGACAACAAUACACAAGGCUGCAUACAAACAACCAGGCAGACCUAAAAUAACCUGAGAUGAAUGCUCAGCAUAUCACUGUGUGAAAAUGGUAAUGGCUUCUGAUGCCUUGACAACAGGGUGUGAACACAAGUGAGCGUUAAACACAAUUUAUUUUAUUAAAAGGGUAAGUGGUAAACGUUUGGAGUUUCCAUCCAUUUUUUUCUCACGGAAUUCAUCUGCUAUUUGUGUUGAGACAAGUAACAAUGAGGUAAGUGUGCUAUAGAUUGGUCACUGGUCAUUAGGGGUGUGGAAUGUAUUCUGAACAUUCUGUGUUAUAUCUUUGAUCUUUUGACAUUUGUCACACUGGCAGGACAAAGCCUUUUCAACAUGGUUUUCUGCCUGAUGGUCGAUUCUGGUCCCAGAAACAAUGCAGAUCCUUUGGUGUGUUUGAGUUCUAGAGCGCCUCGUGUCCGCCUGUCAGCUUGUGGAAGAGCUCCUCGUUGAGCUUGUCGCUCUUGUCGCGACUUCGUGUCGACAUGAAGAUGUAGCCCCCGAUGAACUCAUGAACAAUUUUGCAGUCGGCUGUCACGCAGCUGAAGGCGAUGUUGAUGUUCCCCUCAAACUCAAUGGCCACCUGCGAUGUGUUUGAAAUUCCACAAACAGUAGCAAUUACCUUUUUGCAGAAUAAAUGAGUAUCACUCCACUAAUUUAUUUAACUCCCUCCUUCGACAAGAUGUUGGUGUGUAUUUGUGUUUUUUUAAUCAUCUGUCCUUUAAUGGGGAGGCAUACAGUGGUGCCUUAAGAUAUGAGUUUAAUUUGAACGUGACCACGUUCGUAACUCAAAAACACACUCAAAUCAUCUUUCGCCAUUGGAAUGGAAAUCCCAUGAAUUUGUUAUAGACUUCUCAAAAAAAUAUAUAUAUAUUUUGCAAUGUGUGUUUUGCAAAAAAUAGCCCUCAAUCACAAUUUACUUUGUAAAAAAAAAAAAAAACGUGAUUACAAUGUUUUUUGUUUGUUUGUUUUUGCUUUUUUUUUUAAACCUGUCCUGUUCAGCUGCAUGGCCUUGCAGAAUGGUGGAUCUGUAUGCCUUUGUGCUGGAACAGCUUUGCUGUGCAACAGGGGAGUUUGAAAAACUUCCUCUGCUUAUUUUAAUUUUUUUAUUAUGUUUUUUGAAAAUGCAGCCGGACAGAAAAGCGGGAUAGAGUGGACAAGGGGACUAGGGGAGAGAACCACGGCUGAACAAUAGUGAGACAGUCUAGAUAUUUGAACACAAGUAACAUUACAACAGUCAAAUCGUGUUCUUACUUGUGGAUGGUGGGGAAGACACCUGGUGCAUGCAAUAACUAAGCAAGAGAACAAGAGAGGACAGAAAAGGGAAGGACAGGAUGUGGAAAAAUGUCCAAGGCAGUGCUAUUGAUGAGUGGUGGGGUGUGAUUCAUUUUUUAGUGUCUAAACACCUGGAAGAACCUGUGAGUUGAUAUGUUAGUAUAACCUGUGUUGUUGUUAGUGAUCCCAGCACAAUUAAAGCCUAUUGUGUGUCUAUCGAACUUGGAUGAACACCAUAUCACAUGCAUGUUAGUCAACUGGUAUACGGAGUUGCUGAGCCGGCACAUUGAGGACAACUUAUUUAGUAAGCUGAAGUAAUAUUAGUAAUUUUCACAAAGGAUAAAAAAUAUAUACCUGUAUUAUAUCGUCUGUCUACAUGUGUUGUGCCACCGUUUCUGUUCAAAUGAUAUUCGUUAGCCUCCCUGCAAUUUGAAUUGUUGGCAUUAAGCGAAACUGACUUUAUUGAAGCAAUUGAAUACACAUCGUGUAAUUUUCUUUGUUUUAUGUUUAGUUUGACUAAAUUUGAACUGGCAGAAGCAUUAAAAACGUUGAAUUUUAACUAUGGGCCAUAUUCUCUCGUUGGUGCCUAAGUCUAUUUUACGCACCUGGCUUGUGCGCUGUCAAGGUGCGUGGAUUCCCCAUGAUGACGUCUGACACAACCACCGCGCGUACCCGGCUGGUUUGCGCGUAAUUGUGGAAUUUUCCUUGACGCAUGAAUGCGGGCUGUCACUGGGGCCGCCAGAACAUGGGGGCAGUUAACUGAAUCAAAAUGUACUUGCAAUAUGAUGUUUCACCUUUGCGGGGCACUAGAGUUCAGCCUCUGGAAUGAAGAUGAGAAAAUUCUUUGAGGGAAUACGCGCGAGGCCAGAUAUGCGAGGGAACGCCCACACUCCAGGGUUACUCCACCCAUUCACACAUGGCCAGAAGGUGAGCAAAUGGUAGAAGUAAGUUGCCAGUCAAUUACUAAAACUGCCUUUUACCAUCUGAAGAACAUAUCCAGAGUGAAGGCUUGCAUGUGUCAAGCAGACCAGGAAAAACUCAUCCAUGCUUUUAUCUCAAGU
Molecule: messenger RNA, 3590 nt
Organism: Phycodurus eques (leafy seadragon)
Lineage: Eukaryota; Metazoa; Chordata; Actinopteri; Syngnathiformes; Syngnathidae
Gene: trpt1
Product: tRNA phosphotransferase 1
Exons: 7
Coding region: 50-775 (241 amino acids)
Biological process (GO): tRNA splicing, via endonucleolytic cleavage and ligation
Molecular function (GO): tRNA 2'-phosphotransferase activity
Source: RefSeq, a predicted model, not a curated record